GACAAAUACGACUGGCAGCCAGCAGAAAGUAAAAUUUGGCACAUGGUCCAUUUUUCUCCGUAGUUCGCGAGUGUGGAAUUUCCUCAAGUGUAGUGAAUAGUUCCGACCGGAAAAGAUAGCGUUUCAUGUUCACCAAUAGCCCACGAGCACUUCCUACUAUUGCUACUUUGUAAAUACAAUUGUAUAUAUAGCGGAGAUGAGCACACAAACCCGUUCCGGAGGUGGUGGCGGUGGCCGCAACAAGUCCAAAGCCAACAAGGAGAACAAAGAGAAUGCUGGCACGGACGAGCAGCCGCAGCAGCAACAGUUGCAGCAGCAGAAGGCCAACGCCACAAACAACUCCAGCGGCGGCGAGAAACAGAAGAAGGGCUCAGACAACAGCGGUUCCAAGGGCGGUGACUCCAAGGACAAGCAGCACCAACAGACGACCACACAUACAAUCAAGACGAAGCAACCGACAGCCGAACAGAUUCGCAUUGCUCAAAUCACAGACAUCAAAAGUGGAAUGGACGAUCCUAAGAUACAGGAGAAGAUCCAGAAACUGAUGGAGACAACGCAACGUUCGGAGGAGGAGGUCUGCUGCGCUCUUCAGGAGUGUGACAAUGAUCUGGACCGUGCUGUGAUUUUCCUUCUUGAAACCCUUCCGGUCGGAGCAUUCGCCACGACCUCCAAAAAGAAGAAGAACAAAUCGCAGAACAAGGAGCAGAUUGACACUGCUGUUUCUGACGGCGAUUGGGACAACUGUGGUACUACUGGUUUGGGCGGAGGCGGAGGCGGUGGCUUGAGUGCAGACUCGAAAGAUCGUCGCGGCAAUCGAUCUGGUAACAAUCAGCGUUCCGGCGGCGGUCCUGGUAUAGGUCGUGGAGGUCGUGGCAGCUUCCGCGAUGGAGAUCGUGGCGGUGACCGGAGUGAUCGAGGUGAUCGUAAUGGUUUUGACCGUGGAGCUCGUGGACCGCGCGGUCGGGAUGGCCGUGACAGUGGUCCAGGCCGUGGCAGUUAUGGAGGAGGAUCUCGUGGUGGACGCGGUGGAGGUCCACGGGUUGGAACUCGCGGUCCAGGAACGCGAGAUUUAAACCGAGGACCUCGUCUGACCGACCAUCAGGAGAUCGACGCAUGGGAUCCAGUAUCGACGACCAGUACCACCAACGAUCUCAGCAAACCGGAGGAAUCGUCUGCAUUCGCUGACACUUGGGGAGACUGGGACAACGAGGAGUACACUGGAUCGCUGUCGGAUACCAAAGUUUUCACGCCGAGUACGCAAGUAACUGCAACAACGUCGCAAACGCAACAGCAGCAGCCUUCGGCUUCGUCAGCGCAAUCUCAACCGUCGUCGCAGCCGCAGCCACCGCAGUCGCAACCAACGGCGGCUCAGCCUGCAACGAUUUCAUCAUCGGUGACGAAUCCCACGGAACUGUCCGCCCCUCCAGGUUUGGAACAGCAAAUUCUGAACCCCCCGCAGCCGAAAGAGACUGAUCUGGUGCAGCAGUAUAGCACCACCGUCGUGUCGAGCACGGCCACCGCAGCAGCCGCUGCAAGUAAUACAGUUCAGUAUCCAGAUCUCCAUUCGGCGCCAACUGCCGCACAGCAACUGCGUCAAGCUCUCGAGAUUCCGCCGAUCAAUUCAGCGUCGCUCUCCGCGGAACAAACACAGUAUUUCAGCACACUAUCUUCUCAGAAUUCCAAUCUCCAAUCGAGUGUUGUCAACUCGUUCCAGCCGAGCUCUGUGCAAUAUCCGACUACGUACGGUGCAAGUGGAACCUAUAGCGAUCAGGUGACGUCGUCUCAGCAGGCACCGGCAGCUCGGCGGCAGCGGGCACGAGUUCCGCCACCGUCAAAAAUUCCAUCCAGUGCUGUCGAAAUGCCUGGCGAUAGCUUAAACAAUAUUGGCUAUCUUGAUGUGCAAUUCGGUGGUCUCGAUUUUGGCACUGAUGAGACUUUCGAUAACGUUUCGGUGACGGACAAGUUCAACGCGAACAGCCUGGAACAGAACACGCCUUCGACAGUGCAGCUUCCAUCUGCGGUUCAGUCGUCGCAGUCGGAGGUUAGCGACUACCAGAGUAAACCUAGUGUCGUUAGCAACCUGCAGCAGAAGUCCAAUCUCACAAGUAGCUUGCAAAGCACGCAGAUUAUCCCCGGGCAGAGUGAUUCACUCACGGCCACUCAGAACGACAGUCUGGCUAAUAGCUACUCACAGCGUAAUAGCUCCACCGUUGUUCCUUCCUCGGUUAGUUCCGGCGUUAAUGUGAAUUCCAUCAACAGUACCACGUCGACACUGGAACAACUGACCAAGACUGAUCCCUAUAGUCAGUCCACCGGGACGAAUGCUGGCUCCGGAGGAUAUCAAAACGUUUCGUACUCAACGUCGCAGGCGAAUAAAACUUCUUCGUAUCCAUCGUCGGCUGCGCCGCAAGGAUACAACAACUCAAGCUACUCUAGCACACAGGUGUCAACCAACACGUACCCUGCGUCGACAAACAACUAUAGUUCGUACAACCAGAGUGGUGUCAAUUCGUACCAACAGCCCAGCAGCAACGUCUCGAGCAGUGUGGUACCAAACAACUCUACCAGCUCGGUUGGCGUUUCUACGGUUAACCAAUCCAACCCGAACCUGCCUGUGAACAACAAUGUUAGCAAUAACAGUUCAAACACCAACUCUGGUUAUCUGUCCAGCCAGUACCCGGUCAGCCAGACGUCAUCGGCCUUCCCCUCGCAGCAGAGCUACCAGAACAGCUCGCAGAAUGUGUACGGAAACACCGGACUGAACAGCAACACUGGGUAUUCUGGCAGCACCAGCACCUCCUCCGGACAGUAUAGUAACUUUAGCAGUUCCAAGCUAAAGGACACUCCCGUUUCUACGCAGUUCGACAGUUUUCAUUCCAGUGUUUCGUCCAGUACGGUGGCCAACAACAACAGUGCGAACAACAACAGUGUGUCGAGUUCAUCGUCCUCGCUGCCCAAUAGCUCCGUGGUAUCCACGACAAGUAUGAGUUCACCAUCGCUUGGUUUAACGAAUACUAAAGAGACCAAUUCCACAGCUAAAAGCAGCAGUAGCAGCGGAACCGGCGUGGUGCCCAACAUACCGAUGGUCAGCCCGUUCAUCCAGCCCGGAGUGCCGUACUACCAGCAGCCACUUUACUCGUACGAGGACCUGCAAAUGCUUCAACAGCGUAUGUCACAUGUGCCUGGAUACUACGAUAUGAACUACCAGACGCCGACGAGUCUCGGUGCGGCCGGUGUGCGCGACGCUAACCUCGGUUCCGUCGCGUACUCAACCAUGUCCGAUGGUCGGUUCACACGUACCGACAACAACUCGUCUCCUGUUAGUAAUGUUCCAAGUACCAUGUCACAACAAACAGGGUCUGGUGGUCCUAUGUUGAACCUGCCAUACGCUUAUUUUUACGGCGGCAAUGUGAUGCCCGGCGGCUUCCAAUAUGGCACCCCAGCAGUUUAUCCUCCUCAACCAAUGGCGACGAAUGCGACGUCUGGAGGGCAGUUCCAAAAGCCGGCAUACAACAGUGGUUAUGGAACUAGUGGCUACGAUGCGCUGAGUCAGACGGGGCAGGAUUACAACAAGAAUCCGUACCCAUCGUCCGGCGUUGGACAGCAGUCCAAGGGACAGACUGUGUCGAACCAACAGUCGGCAGGAGGAAGCGGUUCGGACAUUGCGCCUUCAAUGUAUGGCAAAAGCCAUGUCGCGCUAAAUAAAGUCAAUUCGUACGAGAAACAAUCGUUUCACUCUGGCACUCCGCCACCUUACAACAUAGCCGGAACACAGACUGCUGGUGCGACGUCCGGUCAGCCCUACGGACAGCAUCUCUAUAUUCCGCAGAUUCCGACGCACCACAACAUCAAUAUGCAUCAAGCGAUGCAUCAGAUGGACAAUAGAACUUAUAAUAGUGGUAGUGGUGUGAUGAGGGAUUCCAACAGCAGUGGUCAAAGACCACAAUCGAACAGCCAGGGCAAGACUGCAACUAAGCAAGGCUAUUCACCGUCUACUUAUUGGACUGGGCAGAACUAAAAUACAUGUCUACAUUUAAACAUAAUACUAUAAAGCUCGUGUAAUGUAAUUGAAGCGAUUUGUAGUAAGCUAAAAACAAAAAUCCGGACGCAGAAUAAAAACAAUAGCAGGUACAUUCGAACAUUCAUUCAUAUAGAUCUAUCACACACACACAUACAUAGACGUUUGGAAGACGUUUUUUCAAGGCUGCCCAAUAAGGAGACAGAGAUGCAAGAAGAAUCCGUACGUGGGGAAUGCUCUCGGUGAGUUGAGGGAUUGGAUUUCGAAACAGAGAGAGGAAAAGAGAAGAUGGAGUAUUUCAGGAAAAUAAGCGAAAAAAGAUCUACUUGAAGACCUUAGCACAAUUGGAGCGAUAGUGACCUAGUGGCGGCAAACGCGACAAUCAGCUGCCGGUUCAAUUGAGCUCAAGCCUUAUAAGAGUCAAAGCUGAAGUCGAAUGAGUUAAAAGUAAAAGCAAACACUUAAACCGUAUUGAAAAAAAAUCAUUGAAUGAAUUUAAUAAAAAAAAAAUACACGUUUACACACACACACCCAUUCGUAAAGUCAACCAGGUCAAGAUAUUUCAAUGAAAAGGUAUAUUCACAUACUGCGAACAGCUGCAAGUAUUUUCGAUUUUCGUUGUAUUUUUUAUUGAAUGAAGAAGUCUUCUUUUAAAUCUUGUUUAAUUUAUCCUGAUCGAUCACUCGUAAAAAUUUAAGACAAAUUGAAACAAUAGAAUACAAGUGCAAGCAAGUGGAAAUAGUAUACAAAAACAACGCGUGCACGAUGGCAAACAGACAAACAUAAAACAUAAAUUAAUAAACAUGUUCUGUAAUAAUUUAAUUUAAAUGUAGAAACGAAAUUUCUAAUAUACCUGUAAACAUUUUA
Molecule: messenger RNA, 4885 nt
Organism: Ochlerotatus camptorhynchus
Lineage: Eukaryota; Metazoa; Arthropoda; Insecta; Diptera; Culicidae
Gene: lig
Product: lingerer
Exons: 12
Coding region: 197-4018 (1273 amino acids)
Cellular component (GO): cytoplasm; nucleus
Molecular function (GO): protein binding
Source: RefSeq, a predicted model, not a curated record